This is a messenger RNA of Solanum dulcamara, 1260 nucleotides long. RefSeq names its product dof zinc finger protein DOF1.1-like. Lineage: Eukaryota; Viridiplantae; Streptophyta; Magnoliopsida; Solanales; Solanaceae. The coding region runs from base 142 to 1008 and encodes 288 amino acids. Gene Ontology annotation, molecular function: DNA-binding transcription factor activity; DNA binding. The transcript has a single exon. Gene Ontology annotation, biological process: regulation of DNA-templated transcription. The record is from RefSeq and is a predicted model, not a curated record.
UUCAAAGAAAAUUCACCAUAUAAUAAUAUUCCCAUUCUCUUCAUCUUCAUUUCUCUUCUUGCAUCAACAUCCAAAGGCAAAAAUUACUUAGAAUUAUAUUUCACUUGCUAAGCUAGCUAGGGAUCAAUUGUUUGCCAAUUUAUGGGGUUGAGUACUAAGUUGGUUUCAAUUGAUGAUGAUGGUCUAGAUAAUUGGACCUCCAGCAGCCAGCAUACUCUACCGGAACCACCGUCUAUAAGGCGGCAACCGCCACCGAGACCGGAGUCGUUGAAAUGUCCAAGGUGUGACUCAAUCAGCACUAAAUUUUGUUACUACAACAAUUACAACAAGUUACAGCCUCGCCAUUACUGUAAAGGUUGUAAAAGGCAUUGGACCGAAGGUGGCACCCUUCGCAACGUUCCGGUAGGUGGUGGGCGAAAAAAUAAAAGAUUAAGGCCUACUGAUCUCGUUGAUCAUAUAACUGAAAGGAAAUAUGUCAGAUUAGAAAUAAAUGAUCAGAGGUGUCCACUAAUCACCACGACAACCAUGAACACAAGUUACAUGCCAAGUGUCACAAUAAGGGGAAAUAGUACUAUGAAUGAAGAUAUCAAAAAUCUUCCUUCAUCAUCAUAUGACAUAUUUUCAAGUGUAAAGUUGUCAUCAAUUCCUCAAGAUCACGGGAAUACACAUUUUUCAAUUCCUCAAGAUCAUGGGAAUACACAUUUUUCACUAAUUCCCAAUUCUAGUGCUAAUACUCAAUUAUCUUCAAAUGUUUAUUAUAAUGAAUAUAUGGGGAAUUUUGAUAGUACAAUAUUGGAGGAGUCAACAAUAACAACAGUCAUGCCAAUUACAAGCAGCAAUGAUCUCCUUUCUCAUGAGCCAUGGAAAGUUCCAGAAACGAGCAAUUAUGAUCUUAUUAUAAAUGAAAAUAUGUCAAGUAAUUAUUGGAAUUGGAACGAUCAAUUCGACACGUUGAGUACUGCAGCUGAUCUCAAUAUACCAUGGGAUGAUUUAGAGAUCAAACCAUAAGAGGAGGAUCAAGAGAAAUGUUAGUUUGUAUAUUGAUUAAUUAGUUAAAGAAUUUGUUUUGAUGUGAAUUUCAUUUCAUGCUGGGAUAAUGUUCAAGUCUUGUUAAUUAAUUAGUAUUAAUGUUACCAUUAACCUUUUUUUCCCUCAAAAAAAUGUAUACCGUACCCCUUUUUAUAAUCAGCUUUCAUGCUAUAAUGUUGUGUUUCCGUUAUUUCUCUUUUAGAAAACAAGUACACGAAGGUUGUGUAGCAC